UCCAUUGUAACGCAUGAAUGAGUGUAUUGAUCGUAAUGAAGUAUGGCUUAUGGAGGCGAUAGUUUGUUUGUAGGAAACCAUGAAUGAUACAUUCCAUAAUGUACCACACCAGACGUGGUAUUAAUGAGAAGAGACGCCUUGGAUAAGAAUACCUUACCUGGGAAUAAUAGGAUAUACCACAACAAACUCCAUGACGUGGCUUUUUCGUUCAAUGAAAUAGUUCCCGGAAUUUCGAUAACUUUGAAAUUGUGCACACUCAGGAAUUGGACGAAUAAUCUAUCAAGUGGAUUACGAAAUAUUUCGCUUUUGUUGUGUAUUUCGGAUUAUCGUGUAGUCAAACAACCACUAGUGUUUUGAAGAUGGCGUUAACUGUUUUGAUAAUUGUACUACAAGGAAACAACGUGCGUUAUAUGUAACAGUAUCAGUAGUUCUGCUGAAAGUGAUAUAUAGUUAGUGAUAUAAAGUCAAUUCGUGAACCAUGUGUUAGAUGUCAAAAUACACAUUAUUUCAUUAAACCAUUUAUUUGUGAUAUAGCUCAUAAUGGGAAACAUUUGUGGGCGAGGGAACAGGUCUGGUCCAAAAACCAGGACUGUUGUUCCAAACCAUACCCUAGAACCAUCAAUCCAACACCGAGCUAAGGCUCACCCAAACAAGGAUUACCGAGGAAACAGAAUUAAAACCACUAAAUAUACACUGUUGACAUUCUUUCCGAAGAAUAUUUUUGAACAGUUUCAUAGAUUUGCAAAUUUGUAUUUCAUUCUGGUUGUGGCAUUGAACUGGGUUCCACAAAUUCAAGCAUUUGGCAAGGAAAUUGCAAUGGUACCUGUGAUAUUUGUGCUGGCGGUCACCUGUAUUAAAGAUGCAUUUGAAGAUUUUCGUCGUUAUAAGUCUGACCAAAAAAUCAACCAUUCACAUUGUCGAUUAUUUAAAAGUGAUGAAGAUCGAUAUGUAAAGGGGGAAUGGCAAGAUAUUCAUGUUGGAGAUUUUGUCCAUCUUUCCUGUAAUGAAAUAAUACCAGCUGACAUAGUGUUAGUGAAGUCUAGUGACAAUAAUGGAAUCUGUCACAUUGAGACUUGUAACCUGGAUGGAGAAACCAACCUCAAACAACGCCAGGCAGUCUUUGGUAUAGAUUACGGAAAGGAUGGGUUCAAGGCCAAGAAGUUUGACUUUACUUUGGAAUGUGACCUUCCUAACUCCGAAAUCUACAAAUUCAGAGGUUACAUGAAUCGUGACACCAGGCCUAAUGUCAACCAUGGUGAGAAGAUAUCUCUUAACAAGGAUAACUUGUUACUGCGAGGGUGUACCAUCCGUAACACUGACUAUGUGGAAGGCAUUGUGGUGUACGCAGGACAUGACACCAAGGCAAUGUUAAACAACAGAAAUCCUCGCUACAAACGCAGCAAGUUGGAGCGUCACAUCAACAGGGACGUCGUGUGGUGUGUCAUUCUUCUCCUCUUCCUCUGCUUCUUCUGUGCCAUUGCUAGUGGUAUAUGGCUUGGUGGCUACAGCGACCGACACCUCGUACCCUUCAUCCCCUAUGAGAGUGACGAGUGGUACAACCCAUAUUUUCAGGCAUUUGUUGUGUUUUUCACAUACAUCAUCAUUUACCAGACGGUGAUUCCUCUAGCUCUGUAUGUAUCUGUUGAAUUGGUGAAGCUUGGACAGGUCUUCUUCAUCAACAAUGACUUACGUAUGUACUAUGCACCUAUGGACAAGAGGGUUGAGUGUCGUGCCCUCAACAUUACUGAGGACCUGGGGCAAGUCGAGUACAUCUUCUCAGACAAAACAGGCACACUCACUGAAAAUCAGAUGGAAUUCAAAAGUUGUACAAUCAAUGGCAAGGAUUAUCCACAUGCUCCUGAAUCCGAGGAUGACAUGAGUGAGACGGGCAGCAGGUUUUCCUUGGCCAGUAGGUCCAGCACAGUGCCCCCAUCAAUGGUAUCCUCGGUGCUGGAAAACCUGAGUUUGGAGCCGGACCUUCAGAGGGAACUGUCUAAGAUGUGUAUGCGCAGCCUGAACAGUGUGGACCUGACCCUUCCUGAAACACCACCGGUCAUCAAAUUAGAAAACACCAAAAUUAUCCAGGAGUUCUUCCUGCUUAUGGCAAUCUGCAACACAGUUGUUGUGUCGACACAUGCCCACGAGGACUUGAUGGAUGAAAGUGGAAUAAUUCAUGACCCACAUCAACAAAAGCAUGAUAAAGAAAAACAAAAGAUGAAUGAUUUCUACAAAAAGCUUCCAGAGCCCUCGACAAAGAAAUCAAGCCUGUCUCCCCUUGGUCAGGAGAGCUCAACUCCCAAAUCGUUGGCCCUUCCUCCAAUCUCUGGCACAGCUGACUUCCAAAACAGAGAGCUGUUGUACAAUCGAUAUGACAGCUCUAGUCCAGCCCUGACCCCAUCAGAAGGUAGUAUCGCAGGGUCAUCCUUCAUGUCAGACAUGUCCCAGAGGACACAGUAUGAAGCUGAGAGUCCAGAUGAGUUAGCUCUUGUUAAGGCGUCAUGUACCUAUGGCUGCUGUCUCCUAAAGCGAUCACCAGAUAAAGUCACAGUUUGGCUUCCAGCUGAAGGUGAGGUGGAGUUUGAGAUGUUGGAUAUGCUGACCUUUGACUCAACACGAAAGAGAAUGUCUGUGAUUGUACGUAAUCCGGUCAACGGUGAAAUCAUCCUGUACACCAAAGGGGCUGACUCACAGGUUCUCAGCGUGCUUCAUAAGAAAUACAAACAGGACCCAGCACUGAAGGACAUGGUACGCAAAACUGAGGACCAUAUAUUAGCGUAUGCUGUCCGGGGACUGAGAACACUCUGUAUGGCCAAAAAGGUUCUAGAUUUAGACUACUACAAGAAUUGGCGUGUCCGGUUUAAGGAGGCUGAUGCCUCUUUAGAAAAUAGAGAAGAACUGCUCAUUGAUGUGGCCUGUGAAAUAGAACAAGAUCUGGAUCUACUAGGAGCCACCGGGAUAGAAGAUAAGCUUCAAGAUGAAGUACCAGAAACGAUCUCCAAGCUACGGCGAGCUGGUAUCAAAGUGUGGGUACUUACUGGGGACAAACAGGAGACAGCCAUCCAGAUAGCCUACUCCAGCCAACUGUUUGAUACUAACAUGCAUAUUAUGGUGCUGAACGGCAAAGAUAAGGAGACUACGAAGGACUUACUAGAGGAACAUAUUACACAGAUAAAUCGUAACAAAGAGACUAGUCAGGGGGAGGGCAAACCCAAGAAGGAAUACGCCCUCGUCAUUGAUGGACAUACCAUGGCAUAUGCUCUCACAAAAUCAUUGGAAGCCACAUUCCUAAAGUUAACCGUCCGGUGUAAAUCAGUUGUUUGCUGUAGGUCCACACCCAUACAGAAGGGCAUGGUUGUGAAGCUAGUACGUGAUCAUCUCAAGAAGUUGACUUUAGCUAUAGGUGAUGGGGCCAAUGAUGUCAGUAUGAUACACGUAGCAGAUAUUGGUGUUGGUUUGGCGGGUCAGGAGGGCAUGCAGGCUGUGAUGGCAUCAGACUAUGCCAUUUGUCGAUUCCGCCAUCUCCAGGAUCUACUGUUGGUGCACGGCCACUGGUGUUACAGUCGUCUGGCCCGCUUCUCAUCUAUCAUGUUCUACAAGAGUUUGAUCCUGAUUUUUGUACUGUACUGGUACCAAUUCGACAGUGCCUUUUCCGGCUCACUACAAUUUGACAGUUUAUUCACCAUGCUCAAACAUGUAUUGUUCACCGCCCUUCCCCCAAUAGUCAAUGCUGUCAUGGACAAGGACGUGUCUGCGGAAACAUUGCUCAGCAAACCAGAGCUGUAUAAAUUUGGGCCACAGGACAAGUUGUACACUCGGAUGUCCUUCUUCAUGGCCAUGCUGGAUGCCUUGUAUCAAAGUGUUAUCCUCUACUAUGUCAGCUAUCUGGCGUACCUGUAUGAACCUGUUGGUGUCUGGGAGUUUGGUACUACCUCCUUCACAGCUCUUAUUUUAACCUGCCUCCUCACCAUGGCUAUAGACACAGAAUCAUGGGUGUGGCCACAGUGGUUGACUACAGUUUUCAGUUUCCUGGUGUUUUGGUUCUUCGCUAUCCUGUCUAAUGCCGUUUGGUUUACAUUCGACCACCCGGCGAACCCGUACUGGGUGAUGAUACACACCAUGACCAAACCCAUCCACACCCUGGUCGUCCUCCUUUCCACAGUCCUAGCAUUGCUGCCCAGGUUUGUGAUCAGGAUUCUACAGAGGACAAUACGACCAGAUGAAAUAGUGAUAGCUCAGCUGGAGGAGAAGGAGGUCGAAUAUAAAGAGUCUGACAUGGAAAUGCAGGAAAAUGAUAACAUGACAAAUACCACAGAAAUUACAACCGUAGACGGCAGUCUACAAGGCUCCACAUCUUCUCAUAGAAACCAUGACACUGGCAUCAAAUUUAGAAAUGGAAAACUUUCAAAGCCAAGACACUCUAUACCAUCUAACGAUUCCAUUACAUAACCAACCUUUUCUAUCAUAGACUGUAUGUGAAAACCGACUGGAAACAUUUACCUAGUCUUUCAGGAAAAGCACUCGGUGUUUAUUUGUCCCCAUAGACAUAUUUAAUCAUGCAUAUUUUUAUUCCAUUUUACUGUUGAGUGUUUAUAAACAGCUGUAAAAAUAGUGAUUAUUUAAAAAAAAACAAGUGCACAAACCAAUUGUUAUUUUUUUAAUCCAUACCAAUUUUGUGGUAUUGUGCUGUGUAGAAUUUAUUGUGAUAUCUAGAAACCAUUGAAUCGUUGGAAAUAUUAAAAUGUUAGUUGUAGUUCUGAUAUACAAUUGGUUUUCAAAGUGAGUAAAGUUAAUUUAAUAACAUAAUAUGUUGACAAGUUCACAGGUAUUUUUGUGGAACAGCAUGAAUAUUUUAAUGCUAAUAUUUUCCUUACAUGUAUAUAUUUGAGGGGAACACUUUAACUCAUUUCAAGAAUAUUGUAAUAACAUUCCUCUGUAUCAUAUAAAAUAUUCACCCUUGCGGUGUAAAAAUCAUUUAUUUCAGAUCAAUAUGCAUAAUAAUGGUAAGCACCUGUAACACACUGCCUAUCGGUGUGUUUAUGGUGUACUAACACUUAUUCCUACUGCAAAUGACAUUGAAUUGUUAACACUGCAUAAGUUAAGAUUGUACUAGACAUAAAAUAGGGGCCAUGUUGGCUGUAGAUGGGUGUUUAUAAAGUGAGGGAUUUACAGGGGUUGUAUAUAUGUUCUAGUAACAUCAUCUCAGAGAAAAACAUAUACUAGUAACAUCAUCUCAGAAAAAAAUAUAUACUAGUAACAUCAUCUCAGAGAAAAAUAUAUACUAGUAACAUCAUCUCAGAGGAAAAUAUGUACUAGUAACAUCAUCUCAGAAAAAAAUAUAUACUAGUAACAUCAUCUCAGAAAAAAAUAUAUACUAGUAACAUCAUCUCAGAAAAAAAUAUAUGCUAGUAACAUCAUCUCACAGAAAAAUAUAUACUAGUAACAUCAUCUCAGAGGAAAAUAUGUACUAGUAACAACAUCUCAGAAAAAAACAUAUACUAGUAACAUCAUCUCAGAAAAAAAUAUAUACUAGUAACAUCAUCUCAGAGAAAAAUAUAUACUAGUAACAUCAUCUCAGAAAAAAAUAUAUACUAGUAACAUCAUCUCAGAGAAAAAUAUAUACUAGUAACAUCAUCUCAGAGGAAAAUAUGUACUAGUAACAUCAUCUCAGAAAAAAAUAUAUACUAGUAACAUCAUCUCAGAGAAAAAUAUAUACUAGUAACAUCAUCUCAGAGAAAAAUAUAUACUAGUAACAUCAUCUCAGAAAAAAAUAUAUACUAGUAACAUCAUCUCAGAGAAAAAUAUAUACUAGUAACAUCAUCUCAGAGGAAAAUAUGUACUAGUAACAUCAUCUCAGAAAAAAAUAUAUACUAGUAACAUCAUCUCAGAAAAAAAUAUAUACUAGUAACAUCAUCUCAGAGAAAAAUAUAUACUAGUAACAUCAUCUCAGAGGAAAAUAUGUACUAGUAACAUCAUCUCAGAAAAAAAUAUAUACUAGUAACAUCAUCUCAGAGAAAAAUAUAUACUAGUAACAUCAUCUCAGAGAAAAAUAUAUACUAGUAACAUCAUCUCAGAGGAAAAUAUGUACUAGUAACAUCAUCUCAGAAAAAAAUAUAUACUAGUAACAUCAUCUCACAGAAAAAUAUAUACUAGUAACAUCAUCUCAGAGGAAAAUAUGUACUAGUAACAUCAUCUCAGAAAAAAACAUAUACUAGUAACAUCAUCUCAGAAAAAAAUAUAUACUAGUAACAUCAUCUCAGAAAAAAAUAUAUACUAGUAACAUCAUCUCAGAGGAAAAUAUAUACUAGUAACAUCAUCUCAGAAAAAAAUAUAUACUAGUAACAUCAUCUCAGAAAAAAAUAUAUACUAGUAACAUCAUCUCAGAGGAAAAUAUGUACUAGUAACAUCAUCUCAGAAAAAAAUAUAUACUAGUAACAUCAUCUCAGAAAAAAAUAUGUACUAGUAACAUCAUCUCAGAGAAAAUUAUGUCUGAUCAUCGUCUGUGAUAAAGGAUUGUAAUAUGAGUAACACAUAUCCAAUGUUGGAGUGUUUUAUGGACAGCAUUCCGUGUAAUAUGUGAACUAUUUACUGGUGUAGAUUAAACACAUAUAACGGGUAGCACAGCCAGGUGAUGAAGAAAGACUACCACAAUGGUGAUUUUUAAACAAAUCUUAGCUCUUGGUAUUAUGGAUGAAAUUUCCUUUAAUUAAGUAUUAAUAGAGACUUCUAUUAGUCAUAUAGAAAGUAAAACCUAAAUAGAUACAGCAAUCAUGUUCUAUGUGCAAUAUACUGAAGCUUGUAUAUAGGUGACACGUUACAAUACACUAAAGCUGGUUUAUAGGUGACACGUUACAAUACACUAAACCUGGUUUAUAGGUGACACGUUACAAUACACUAAAGCUGGUUUAUAGGUGACACGUUACAAUACACUAAACCUGGUUUAUAGGUGACACGUUACAAUACACUAAACCUGGUUUAUAGGUGACACGUUACAAUACACUAAACCUGGUUUAUAGGUGACACGUUACAAUACACUAAAGCUGGUUUAUAGGUGACACGUUACAAUACACUAAAGCUGGUUUAUAGGUGACACGUUACAAUACACUAAAGCUGGUUUAUAGGUGACACGUUACAAUACACUAAACCUGGUUUAUAGGUGACACGUUACAAUACACUAAAGCUGGUUUAUAGGUGACACGUUACAAUACACUAAACCUGGUUUAUAGGUGACAUGUUACAAUACACUAAAGCUGGUUUAUAGGUGACAGGUUACAAUACACUAAAGCUGGUUUAUAGGUGACACGUUACAAUACACUAAACCUGGUUUAUAGGUGACACGUUACAAUACACUAAACCUGGUUUUUAGGUGACACGUUACAAUACCCUAAAGUUGGUUUAUAGAUGACGGGUUACAGUACACUAAACCUGGUUUAUAGGUGACACGUUACAAUACACUAAACCUGGUUUAUAGGUGACACGUUACAAUACAUUAAAGCUGGUUUAUAGAUGACGGGUUACAGUACACUAAAACUAUUAUUUACUAUUUAACAGGACUGUGUAUACAGGUUUAUCAACAGUCUUUUACCUCCACAUCACUUAGUGUCCUUGUAGUCAUUACUUACCUACGGGUAUAUAAAACGGUGCAGAUUGAAGGGUGUAGCAGGUUGUUUAACCAAGAUUGUAGAAUUAGAUAGGGGUCUUUUUGAUUCCUCAAGACUGUAUGUUGUAUUUUCUAAAACAUUUCUAACUGCCUGUUCCGUGCAGCGUAACUUUUUCUGUCUAUUAGUUGUUAAGUGUUUUAAAUGUGUAUAAUUAUAUGCGAGAUUAGUUUAUUUAUAAAACCACAUAGAAUGGAUGUGUUUAAACAUAUAUUAUUGUUUAUAUGGAAAUCUUAGAGUGUGAUUGGUGUAAUCACAAUAUUGAAAUCUUAGAGUGUGAUUGGUGUAAUCACAAUAUUGAAAUCUUAGAGUGUGAUUGGUGUAAUCACAAUAUUGAAAUCUUAGAGUGUGAUUGGUGUAAUCACAAUAUUGAAAUCUUAGAGUGUGAUUGGUGUAAUCACAAUAUUGAAAUCUUAGAGAGUGUGAUUGGUGUAAUCACAAUAUUGAAAUCUUUGAGUGUGAUUGGUGUAAUCACAAUAUUGAAAUCUGCGACUUAACUUACCUGAUGAAGAUGUUGUUUAUUAAAAGAACCUUUUGUAUGUAAAUCCACCAGAAGUAUUUUGAUUGGAGGAUCUGUUAGUUACAACAGCUAAUUUAAAUGUUUGCUUUAUUAUUGUUUAUGUUUGUGCUUACACCAAUGUAACAUGUUUACAGGAAAGUAUGUUGUCAUGUCAGUUCUGCUUAAAUCCAACUUGAAUGUUCAGAUUUAUAUACCUGGAACCUUCUGAAACAUGUGCCUUUCUUGUUUUGAUUGAUUGUAAUAUCUUUAAAUGUCUGAAUGUGUGUAAAUAUUUAUACAGUUUUGUAAGAAAUCAAUAUGUCUGUUUAUGCUUCCUCCUUUUUUGGUUUUUCAGAUUUUAAUUACUGUUAUUGGUAUAUCUCCAAGUCAAAGAGAAGCAGGAUUGUAGGAACUGCUAAUGUGUUGGCUAUUUAUUUAUUUGUGAAUUUCUGCAAAGAUUUUCCGUUAUUAGGAGAAUUUAGAAAAUUUAAUGUUGAUACAAAUCUACAAACUUGUAGUCUUGUGUUACUGUGAGAUCAGUAUAUCAUUUCAAUGGCUGAGACAUGUACAUGUAUUUUGCUGACAUGGUUGUUUUUUGUUUUUUAAUAGAAUUAGAGCUGAAUAAGUACUGACUGAGUUUUUAACACCAUUAUACAUAAAUUAUCUAAUUGGAGAGUAUUUGAUUUGCUUACAUUGAGAAUAUAUCAUGACAAGAUCUUUUGACAGAUUUAUUUACAAAUCAAAGAAUUCAUACUAAUUCUACAAUCAAAAACAUCACUCUGAACGAGCUCUUCACCAGAUACAACCAUUCAAUCAUUCUCCAUCUGAAGUUUAACUCUAUACCAGAUUUAUCAUUUUAUACGUAUGAGGGGGGAUUACCACCUCCAUAAAUCAUUUAUGUCAGAUUGUUAUUUAGUGUUUUUAUUUCCGUAGUUUGUUUCCGUUUGAUAGAAUUUAUAUAUCAUAAUACAGGACACAAAAGGUUGUACAGUGUGUAUCAAAACUAUUUUUUUCUGCUAUGAAAUCAAUUUCAAAUCAGCUUUGAUUUGAUGGUAAAUAUUGUUUAUGUGACUGAAUUGGUUUUAUCAACAUCGACAUGAUUUAUUUUCCAUUCAGAAAAAAUAACAAGAUAUUUCCCUUUAUGCUAAACCAUUAUUUAUGAAAGUGAAAUAUGAAAAUAAUUAAGAUAACAUUACUUUGUAGGCACUGAUUAAAUGUGUGUAUGUAAAUGCACAAUGUGUUUCUGUAAUAUCUAUAGGGCGUGUCCUAGUGUGAAAGGGCUUCAUGUGAUUGAACAAUAUUCACUGGGAUGUGUUCUGGUAUGAAAGUUUUAAUAUGAUUGGACAAUUCCUAGUGUGAACAAACUAAAUGUGAUUGGACAAUAUUCACAUGGGCGUGGUCCAGUUUGAAAGGGUUAUAAGUAUGAUUGGACAACAUCCACAGGGGUAUGCCCUAGUAGUGUGAAAGGGAAAAAUGUGAUUGGACAACAUCCACAGGGAUUUGACUAAUGUAGCCUGAAUACAUUUUAUUGUGGCAUAGUGUCGAAGGAAUCAGUAUGACAGGAGAGCACCACAUUAGGUUUAAUUAAAUGUUUGAGCUAUGAAUACUGUAUAAGAGACUUUGUGCAGAUAUUUAAAUUGCAUCAUAUAUAACGAUUCAUUUAUAGAUAAAGAAAACAUUAAUUGUCCGAGACUUGUCUGUACAGAUACAUAUAAUCAGUGGUUGUCAGUCUUUUGUAAGGCCAAAAUAUGGUCGGAUAAAAACAAGUUUCUGAUUGGUCACAGUUUGUUCCACUUGAUUUACAUCAAUUGUAGGACACAUCACAUCUAAUUCAAGGGAGGUUACUCUCACUCCACUAAAAUUUGGCAGCAAAAUAUAUCUUGUUUGUGAAAAGUGUUACACAGUUAACUUACCUGGGGUGGAUGUUAUUACACAAUAUAGAACAUGGGUGGGAGGUGACAAACAGGGACCAGCGUACAUAAUGUAUACCAUUCCAAACGCUGUAUCAAUGUGUCAGACUUAGUAAGCUUUCAUAACUGGACGCAAUAUCUUAAUCAUACAGUAUUGAUUUUCACCACAAUUUCAGGUGAGACAUCCUGUAAAACCAUCAACAACAAAUCCACAUCUCUCAUGAAUGUUGUCUACUCCAUCUGUUGUUCCAUCAUUACCCCUUUGUUUUUUCGUCACUUUUUAUUGUCUGAUAACAUUUACUCCAUUAAUCAAAAACAUAUAUAUUUCUAGCUGAAAAAAUGAUUAAUUAUUUAUAUAUAUACAUGUAUAAUUUUUUUAAAUUCUUAAUUAAUGUUUAAUUAUUCAAAUAUCACUUUGUCUGAUCUCUAGCACAGGACAUGUUGAUGAAGUGUGUGUAAUGGUGAUGUUGUCACCGAUGUGUUUGAGCGACUGUCUCGGUACAUUACCCGACUGUGAUAAUCUGUAGUACAUGUAUAUAUAAUCCAUUGUACUCAUCUACUUUCAUUGAACCUGUGUCAAAAUAAAAUCUCAACAUCUAAAA
Molecule: messenger RNA, 10666 nt
Organism: Pecten maximus
Lineage: Eukaryota; Metazoa; Mollusca; Bivalvia; Pectinida; Pectinidae
Product: probable phospholipid-transporting ATPase VA
Biological process (GO): phospholipid translocation
Cellular component (GO): plasma membrane
Molecular function (GO): ATP hydrolysis activity; magnesium ion binding; ATPase-coupled intramembrane lipid carrier activity
Source: RefSeq, a predicted model, not a curated record